AAUAACAACUUUUUGUUAUUGAUAGGUAUCUGUACCCGUCCUCUGCCACCACUGCCAUCACCACCGAUGCAUCCAUUAUCUCACAAUCAGUCCAAUACAACAUUUGCCAGCAAUGAGUCUCUUCGGGAUUACGAGUGGUUUUAUACUGUGGAGAGAGAGGACGCCGAGGCUCUGCUCCUAACCCAAGAAGAAGACGGCGCUUAUCUCGUGAGAGAGAGUAAGAGAGCGGGCAAAUCGAAUCCAUACACUCUCACUAUCUUUCAUAACGGAAGAGUAUUUCAUCUAAACAUUCGUAAAAGACCUGACGGUCUGUUCGCGUUGGGAAAGGAGAAGACCAGAGAAAAGACAUUCAAAACUGUUUCUGAUUUGGUUUCAUACCAUACAUCGGAACCAAUACUAUUGACAACGAGAGGCACUCCCGCGGGAAAGACACUUUGUUUAAAAAUGACUGUUAAUAAACGAGGGAAGGCCUGCUGGCAGAUCCGGACUGCCAGUAAUGGCUCGCUCGACACCAAUCAAUCACUGAGUGUUGAAGAAUGUAUUAAAGCGGCGAUUAUUUUCUUGAUAACAGUCGCUGUGAUUGUGUUGAACGCACUGAUGAUUGUUGUCCUUCACAGCAAAAACUAUUCCCGAUAUCUGAGAGAUUUGCCUAAGAUUUUGAUGACAUCUUUGUCUCUGACUGAUCUGGCGGUCGGCACUCUCGUCACACCAAUCAGUUUCCUAUCGGUUGUCAAUCAGUGUUGGCCAUGGAAUCAGACGGUGUGCGCCAUCGAAGCACUUCUUAUCUCUGCAUUGUUUCACGAGUCGACCCUUUCUUUACUUUGCAUUGCUAUCGAUCGGUAUAUUUGUAUCGUUCAUCCGCUCCGGUAUCACAAUUUGAUGACCAAAAAGGAUAUU
Medioppia subpectinata is the source of this 897-nucleotide messenger RNA. Lineage: Eukaryota; Metazoa; Arthropoda; Arachnida; Sarcoptiformes; Oppiidae. The record is from the annotation of a GenBank genome assembly.